UAUGCCUCUUAGUGGCACCGGGGCUCGGCGCCGCUGGCUGGCUCCAUGUUUGUGGAAUGAAUCAAUCAUGACUCUCCUUCUCCUCUUCCUAACGAGGACUUUUUGAGGUCCACGUGCUGCAGAGCACCUUAGGGGGCCUCCUGAGAUAGGGGUCCCCCCCGCAUAGUGGAAGCCGGACUCCCAUUUCUCCCCCUCCUCUCUGCACUCCAGUCUGGAGACUCCCUUUGGGUUGGGUCUUGGGGGGUCGGGGAGAGGGGGCUUGUAGGCCCAGCCAGGUAGUUGUGGAAGGUGGGUCCCAGCGGGGGCUUGAGCCAGGGCUCUUACAAGGUUAUAGUGGAGGGGGUGCGCUGCGGAGGACAGCAGACACUGUCAGGCAGGGUCACUUGGCACCUCCAAGGCCAGCCUGGAAGAGCCCGCUUGAAUGUGGAUUUUGACCCACAACUUUCUGAACCCUUACACGCCGCUGUUUCUUCAUCAAUAAAAUGGGAACAUUCGCAGUCUUUUCUCAGGACUUUGUGCAGACAAAAAAUUUAUCAUAGAAAUCACCCCACACAAUGCUUGGCACAUUGAGAACACUCAGCACAUCUUAGCUUUAUUUCUUUCGUCUCUGAAAAAAGUGAGCAGAGUUAUUUGUUCCCAUCUUCUGUGUCCACAGCUUGGUCUCAGAGAACACAGUAGAUGUGUAGUCAGUUUGUUGAAUAAAUAUGCUUGAUGGAGCUUCAAUACCCACCCCCACCCCCUUCUCCCAGAAUCUGCAGGGAGAGGUCAGGACGUGACAACACCAGCAUGCCAGUGCUGUCGGAGGACUCUGGUUUGCAUGAAACCCUGGCCCUGCUGACCUCCCAGCUCAGACCUGACUCCAACCACAAGGAGGAGAUGGGCUUCCUGAGGGAUGUUUUCAGUGAAAAAAGCCUCAGUUACUUAAUGAAGAUUCAUGAGAAGCUUCGCUAUUAUGAAAGGCAAAGUCCAACCCCAGUUCUGCACAGCGCUGUGGCCCUCGCUGAGGACGUGAUGGAGGAGUUGCAGGCCGCCUCCGUGCACAGUGAUGAGAAGGAGCUGCUCCAGCUGCUGUCCACCCCGCACCUGAGGGCUGUGCUCAUGGUACAUGACACGGUUGCCCAGAAGAAUUUUGACCCCGUUCUCCCGCCUCUGCCUGACAAUAUCGAUGAGGAUUUUGAUGAGGAAUCUGUGAAGAUCGUCCGCUUGGUGAAGAACAAGGAACCCCUGGGUGCCACCAUCCGGCGGGACGAGCACUCAGGGGCUGUCGUGGUGGCCAGGAUCAUGCGAGGAGGCGCAGCAGACAGGAGCGGCCUGGUCCACGUUGGAGACGAGCUCCGAGAAGUGAACGGGAUCGCAGUCCUGCACAAGCGGCCCGACGAGAUCAGCCAGAUUCUGGCCCAGUCCCAGGGAUCCAUCACCCUAAAAAUCAUCCCAGCCACCCAGGAGGAAGAUCGCUUAAAGGAGAGCAAGGUGUUCAUGCGCGCCCUCUUCCACUACAACCCUCGCGAGGACCGGGCCAUUCCUUGUCAGGAGGCGGGCCUGCCCUUCCAGCGCAGGCAGGUCCUGGAAGUGGUGAGCCAGGACGACCCCACGUGGUGGCAGGCCAAGCGAGUCGGGGACACCAACCUUCGAGCCGGCCUCAUCCCCUCCAAGCGGUUCCAGGAGAGACGACUAAGCUACCGGAGAGCCGCGGGCACCCUGCCGAGCCCCCAGAGCCUCAAGAAGCCCCCCUAUGAUCAGCCUUGUGACAAAGAGGCCUGUGACUGUGAGGGCUACCUCAAAGGGCAGUAUGUGGCUGGUCUUCGGAGGAGUUUCCGGCUGGGCUGUAGGGAGAGACUGGGUGGCUCCCAGGAAGGGAAGAUGUCCUCCGGAGCUGAGUCUCCAGAGCUGCUGACUUACGAGGAGGUGGCCAGGUACCAACACCAGCCCGGAGAGCGGCCCCGCCUGGUGGUUCUGAUCGGGUCUCUGGGAGCCCGACUGCACGAGCUGAAGCAAAAGGUGGUGGCCGAGAACCCACAGCACUUUGGUGUCGCUGUUCCACGAUCACCAGGCAUUGCCUGCUAUUGGCAAAUUAUGGGACAAAGGAAUGAUGGGAAGAAAUCCACUCUCAGUAGUCCUCUGAGACCCUCUGAGGCAGAAGCUGGAGGACCACUUGCAUGGUUCCUGCCUGGGGUGGGAGAUACCACCAGGCCCCGAAAGAGCCAUGAGAAGGAAGGAGUGGAAUAUCACUUUGUGUCUAAGCAAGCAUUUGAGGCCGACUUACAUCACAACAAGUUCCUGGAACAUGGUGAAUAUAAGGAAAAUUUCUAUGGAACCAGCCUGGAGGCCAUUCAGGCUGUUAUGGCCAAAAACAAAGUUUGUUUGGUGGAUGUGGAGCCGGAAGCACUGAAACAACUGAGGACCUCAGAAUUUAAACCCUAUAUUAUAUUUGUAAAGCCUGCAAUUCAGGAAAAAAGAAAGACACCACCUAUGUCCCCAGCUUGUGAGGACACGGCAGCCCCAUUUGAUGAGCAGCAGCAAGAGAUGGCCGCUUCUGCCGCCUUCAUAGACCAGCAUUACGGGCACCUGGUAGACGCCGUGCUGGUGAAGGAGGAUCUCCAGGGUGCCUACAGCCAGCUCAAAGUGGUCUUAGAGAAGCUGAGCAAGGACACUCACUGGGUACCUGUUAGUUGGGUCAGGUGACUUUAUCCCAGAACAUCCAAGCUGGAUGGGACCUUGAAGAUCAACUAGUCCAGACUCCCUCAUUUUAUCAUCAAGGAAUCUUGAGCGCAGAGAGGGGGAGAAUUCUCCACAAACUGCAUCGUCGAGAAGAGUUUAAGUGGGAAGUCUUGUUUGUUGUUGGUUUUUGUCUGUUUUUUUUUCACUGCACUGCUUUGGAUCAUGAUUUGAAAGGGGCAUAUCAGAAAACAACACAUUUCAUUCAUUAAAGUAUCACAGGCAAGCUGACCCUGAUUCUUUGUACCAAAGUUAAAUAGCCACUGUCUUUUGCAGGUGAUAGUGGUUAAUUUAUACAGUACUGAUUUGCAGAAUUAAUUUAAGUAUUUUAAACAUAGUGACGCUUAGUAGUUUUUUUGGAAGCUAACUUGUUUUAUCCAAGGGGAUUUUACAUGUAACUGAAAUUCCCCUGUCUUCAAGCACUAAAAUGUUGAUCUUAACCUUUUUUUGAAGUGCUUGCCUGGUAAUAGAAAAUUGGGUCUCUGCCUGUUUUAAAAUAGUGAAUAUACGUAAAUUGUCUCUGGAAGGCUGAGGCACACUUCACCAUCAACAUCAAUUACUGUACUAUUCUGUACUGCAGUGGUGCCUUCAGGGACUCGAGGAAUGUAAGGUUGCCUUUCCCGUUUCUAAAUACCCUCGGAUUCCUAACAUCGAGCCCUUGCUUUGUUUGAUUUGUUCUAUUCCAUCCAUUGUUCCUUUUGUUACUGACAGUUGCCUUGGUCCUAGCCAGUCCCUGCCAUGAGAUCAUAGGGGUUCCUGUUGUGCUAGAUCUUGGGAAACCAAAUGACUCUCCCUGUCAAAACUAUGGCUAUGCCGCUGUAAACCAUUUCUGUCAAGAAUAAAAGUAUGUAGACCCAGAGUGUGGGCCUAA
Messenger RNA from Chlorocebus sabaeus (green monkey), 3586 nucleotides. RefSeq names its product MAGUK p55 scaffold protein 3 (gene MPP3). The record is from RefSeq and is a predicted model, not a curated record. NCBI's taxonomy places the organism in Eukaryota, Metazoa, Chordata, Mammalia, Primates, Cercopithecidae. Gene Ontology annotation, molecular function: protein binding.